AUGUCAUCUGAACAAAUAUCUAGUGCUGUAUCUACACAAUCUAUUAGAGCUAAGUUUGAUCCUACAUGGGAGCAUUGCACUAAAAUACCAAAAGAAAAAGGUCGCAAACCUCGCUUAAGAUGCCUAUACUAUGGAAAGGAAUUUGGUGGUGGUGGAAUACAUAGAAUGAAACAACACCUUGCUAGAAAAAAAGGAGAUGUAACUAGUUGUAAAAGUGUGCCACAUGAUGUUCGCUAUCGAUUAGAGGAAAACUUGAAAGAAAUUGGUCAAAGGAGACCAGUUAAGAAAUUAAGAAAAGAAGAGGACAAUCCAUUAGAAGUGGAUGAUGAAAUUAUGCAAGAAAUAAUUCCUUCAAGUUCCUCUCAAUUAGCUAAAAAAAAGGCAUCUGCAGCUGGAGACAAAUUCUUUGCCCCAAGGAUAAGCUCAAGAGCACAACCAGGAAUUCGAAGUGCAUUUACAGGUAAAGAAGCUUUGCAUAGAGCGGAUUUAGCUGUGGAUCAAAGAAAUAGGCAGUUGAUUAAUUUUCUUAUUUACUACCCUGGAGGAAUGAUUUUCAUUAAAUCUGUUGAUGCAUCAAAUAUUGUUAAGGAUGCUCAAAAUCUUUGUAAUUUUUUCAUGGAUAUGGUUGCUUUUGUUGGUGCAGAUAAUGUUGUUCACUUGUUAACUGAUAAUGCAACUAAUUAUAAAGCUACUGGAAGCAAAAUGGAGAUUGUUAGUAGCUUAGCAACACGUGAAUCCAUGGUUUCAAAAUUCAUUUACAACUAUGUCUUUUUGCUAGCUUGGUUAAGGAAAAGAGAAGGUUGGACAGAAAUCAUCCGCCUCAGUGCAACACGGUUUGCCACUACUUUUAUUGCCUUGAAAAGUAUCUAUGAGCACAAGCAUGAUAUUCAAGCUUUGAUAACAAGUAAGACAUUUGUAGAAUUUAGAUACUACCAGGAUUCAAAGGAAAAGGAUAUGGUAAUGAUUGUAUUGGACAAUCAAUUCUGGAAUAAUUGUAAAACUGUUGUUGAAAUUGUAAAACCACUUGUGAGAUUGUUGAGAAUUAUUGAUUCUGAUGACCGGUAUUCAAUUGGCUAUGUUUAUGAUGGCAUGUACAGGGAAAAAAGAGCUAUAAAGAAUAUUUUCAGGCACAAAAAAUCAUUAUACAAGCCUUACACAAGUAUUAUUAAGAGAACGUGGGAUUUUCAACUUCGACAAAAUCUUUAUGCAGCAACAUAUCUCUUCAAUCUUGCUUUCCUUUAUGAUAAGGAAAAUUUUUCUAGAAAGCCAGAGAUUGAUUAUUGGGUAAUGGAAGAAGAUGAUUGUUCUUUACUCAAUAUUGAUGAUAUAGAACAAGAUCUCAUUUAUGAUGACACAGUGCUACCAAAAGCUAUCAUUCAUCAAGAGGAUGAGGAAGAUAAUGAGCAAAGAGGCAACGUGGCACAUGGUGAAGCUAUUGGUGGACUUGAUUUACAAUUAUUUUCUCAAGAGGAUGUUGAUAGCUUUAGUGAAGAUGUUGAUGCCUUUGAGCCUGCACAUGCUUGGAUUAACCAAGAUCUCCCAAUAUUUGAUAAGCCAUGA
Messenger RNA from Prosopis cineraria, 1560 nucleotides. RefSeq lists its product as uncharacterized. The transcript is spliced from 5 exons. NCBI's taxonomy places the organism in Eukaryota, Viridiplantae, Streptophyta, Magnoliopsida, Fabales, Fabaceae. The record is from RefSeq and is a predicted model, not a curated record. Bases 1 to 1560 code for a protein of 519 amino acids.